AUGAGUAAAUCGGCCAAGGUAGCCCAAUACGUAGCACGAUUGGAUGAUGCUAGGUGCGAAGGGAAAUGGGAUGAGGUACCAGAACUUGUGCGUAAGGUCCGCAAACAUGCCACCGACAGAUUAUGCCUUACAACAACCGCCGAGACCGAGUAUGCUAUCAUCAAAGCUUCACAGAAGCAAAACCCCGAAUCGAGGCCUCCUACCGCCGUUUCUGCUGCGGAUCUAGAUGUCGCCCAAUUGGUGCCUAGAUUACUUAAUGCGAUCGAAGUCGAGACAACUCAUCUUGAAGAUAAAUUCCAAGCCCAAGUAUGUGUUGGAUGGCUUUAUUGGACCGUCGGGGAGUAUAGUACUGCUGCUUUGAAGUUACCAGAGAAUCCAGAGAGCGAGUUAGCCCAGCUCGAUCAGCCAAGUAACAUCUCCGAAUGGUCGUGGGUAUGUGCCCUCAAGGCUACAUAUUUAAAGGCCGAUUGUCUUGCGCGGAGCGGUGACAGGGUUGCGGCACUGGGCAUCUUCGAAUCAGCAUUAACUUCCCUAUCACAUGUAUGGUUGGAACAGAAAGGACGGAAGCAGUUGCGGUUCUGGACUGAACUCCUCUUAACGGAAUUCUGUAUGCUACAAUCUCAGGCCCUGCAAAAAGGAGAGAAAACCCUCGAAGAUGCCAAUUCACUAGCCCCAUAUCGUUCCUGGGCGAAAUACUGGGAAGUGGCCAAGGCUCAAGGCACCGCUCUUGUCGGUGGCUAUGGUUUCCGUGGUGCCAUACCCAGAAGGAGAGUAUGGAAUGAAUAUUACGCCGCCAUUUCGGCCAUCCUGCAACAAGAUUUGCCAUUCCCAACAGGCUCCGUAGACGUCACCAACGAGGCAUCAGCUAGGAAUCAGCUUCGAACGGAGCUGAAGAAAGUCGAAGUAGCUUACGAAGGUCUCCUUCUAAGUGAAACUUCCUUUCCGCGAGCCGAGGAACAGAGACAAGAAGUGGAAGACUUCGUUGCGGUUGUGAUGAGAAACUGGAGUGUACUUAGCGGGCGUGAUUGGCACGAACAAGACCUCGGGCCUGGCGGCAAGGAAGGCCUUAGUCGGGGGGUAUUGGACAUCCUCUACCGAGCCGCUACCAAAACAUUCCAUUCUACGGCUAUACUGCGGUAUCUGUUCACCGUUCACCUCUCAGUCGCUGAAUUUGAUCUUGCAUUCCAUGCCUUCGAUUCCUACCUAGAUAUCGUCAAAAAGGGGAAAGCCCGUGUCGACAAGACGGGCCAUCCGGAGCCGAGUCUUGAUGAUGACGCGACAGUUCUUGAAACCAUUUCCCAGGCGAUAACAGCUCUCUGCAAAUACGGUUUCAGGGAUGCUGCUGCGAAGGCACAUGAGUUGGGGGUUGAAUUAGAAGGAAUGGUCCAGAAGCUGCCAACACCGCUUCCUAGGGUGCAGGAUAAUAUCACAACACUAGACGAGGAGGAUGGAAAUGGAGUUAUAUUACAUCCAAGAAUAUCGUCUCGAGUGUAUGCCUUGUCAUGGCAAGCUAUCGGUAUUUCACAAGCGCAGUGGGCUAGAACGACGUUUGAUGCAUCUGUACGAACAGAAACUCAAACCAAGGCCAUACGAAGCUUCCAGAAGUCCUUAUCGCCGGAAAGCGGAAAUCCAACAGACGUCAGGACCCUAUUCACUCUCGGUCUAUUACUAGCCGAGCAACGAGAGCUGACGGCAGCUAUUGACAUUGUUAGGGCUGCACUCAUGUCCAGUGGGAAAAUAGGAGAGCAAUCAGCUGGGUCUGGAUCAUACUGGCGAGAGCGCUCGCUGAUACCCUUGUGGCACCUCCUUGCGCUCCUUCUAAGUGCCAGACAAGAUUUUAUCAUGGCUGCCAGGGCUUGUGAGGGGGCCUUUGAACAGUUCAACGACCCGGCAGUCCUAUUUGGCUCUCAAAAUCUUCAAGGUGCGUUCCGAAGCGAACAUCUUAACGAGGUGGAAGCUCGCAAUGAGAAGAACGAGGGAAGGGGACUCGUCGAUGAAAUGGACGAUCUCGAGAAAGAAGGCAUGAUUGAAGUAAAAAUGACACAACUCGCCCUUCUAGAAUUAUUAGAAGGACCAGAAGUCGCAGUAAACGCAAGUCACGAAUUGUUAGUCCUAUACACAAGACUGUUUGGCGAAUUUCAACCAAAGCCGCCGGCUACAACUCAGAAGGCGACAAUGGAAGUCCCCAAAAGUUCAGCUGGCACAAUCAAAAGUAUGCGCGGUAGCAUUUUUGGUAAUAAGGCUGAGAGAACACCUCGUAAUCUCAGAAAUAUCACUCCCGCAGAGAGCGGCACGUCUACCGUCUUACCGGAGAGGCCUCAAACCACCCAGACAUCCGUUAGCACUAUCGCCACCGCCAACGCCAACGCCACCACAGCUCCUGCCAUACACGUCACCAAGGAGAAUGGUGAAGCUGGUGAGGGUCGACGGUCUAGGAGAUCGUCGAGCGCCUGUGGGCGUAGCGAUUCAACGAGGCGAAACAGCCUGAAGAAACGAGAACCGAGCGCCCAGCCGCGACGGGCCUCUAGCCCACCCCGAGCCCCGACUGUCGUAGACGGUGAGGAUUUCUACACACCGAUGCCGGAUGGAGUAACACAAGAGCGAGUAGACUUCUUCGCAUCGAAUAACACAAACGACAUGUCUAGGCAACAGUCGUUUUCCAAAGGUCGUGGACUACUUCGAUUCAAUUCUACGGCUUCUUCAACCAAGGGCUCUGCAAAUGGGGCUGAUAGUUUAGUUCUUGAUUCACUUUCAUCGCCCAAUCCACUACCCAUCGUGCAAUUUCCGAAAGAACAAGUCAAGCGGCAGAGGCAGACUAUACUUGUAAAAGUAUGGUUGAUGAUCGGUGCGUUUUACCGUCGUGCUAAAAUGUAUGGCGAUGCCAAGGGCGCUAUUAGCGAGGCGAGAAUAUUGGUAGACGGUUUAGAAAGUGAGGUCGCCAAGGAUACGAGCGGCUCUAUGGCCCUACGGGAUCCUGGCUGGGGAGGGAAAAGAUCGGUUGAGGAGCUCUGGGGUGAUAUUCAGAGCGAGUUGGGCUAUCUCGCAGUCUCCGAAGGCACCCCUUACGUGGCGAGGGACUACUUUGAGGAAGCUCUAAUGUACUAUCCAGACCACCCUUCAGCAAUUGUUGGUUUGUCCAACAUCCUCCUCGACAUAUACAGCGAAGCGCUUUUGCCGCCUCCUGCUGUCCCUAGCAUUAUCCUACCAGAUGGCCAAGAGACAAAUCUAAUAUCAACUGGCCCUGGUCCUCGGAAGCCUCACACAAUAGUAGAUAUUCCGACGCUUCCAUCAACACCACUAGGGCUCGGAGGUUGUGUGGCUGAUAUCGUAGACUCACCGUCAGAUAAAUCAGCUACCAUUGAAUCAGACGGACCUUCGAUAGAGGAGCUUCCAGCCCCUUACAAAGCUGUUUCCUUGCCUCUUGUCGAUCGACUUGCUGCUCGAGAUAGAGCUUAUGGGCUACUGUCAGGACUCACUAAAUUGGGCACAGGAUGGAAUUACUCCGAUGCAUGGUUUGCCUUGGCUAGGGCACACGAAGACAGCGGACAGCUAGAUAAAGCCAAAGAAGUACUUUGGUGGUGCGUUGAACUCGAGGAAGGGAUGGGUGUCCGCGAGUGGAAUUGUGUUAGCGCCAAUGGCUAUGUGCUGUAG
This is a messenger RNA of Daldinia loculata, 3651 nucleotides long. RefSeq lists its product as uncharacterized. Gene Ontology annotation, molecular function: protein binding. The transcript has 4 exons. Lineage: Eukaryota; Fungi; Ascomycota; Sordariomycetes; Xylariales; Hypoxylaceae. Bases 1 to 3651 code for a protein of 1216 amino acids. The record is from RefSeq and is a predicted model, not a curated record.